This is a messenger RNA of Nannospalax galili (Upper Galilee mountains blind mole rat), 6344 nucleotides long. RefSeq names its product phosphatidylinositol-4-phosphate 3-kinase catalytic subunit type 2 gamma (gene Pik3c2g). Gene Ontology annotation, cellular component: cytoplasm; phosphatidylinositol 3-kinase complex; plasma membrane. The transcript is spliced from 34 exons. Gene Ontology annotation, biological process: cell migration; phosphatidylinositol 3-kinase/protein kinase B signal transduction; phosphatidylinositol-3-phosphate biosynthetic process. NCBI's taxonomy places the organism in Eukaryota, Metazoa, Chordata, Mammalia, Rodentia, Spalacidae. Bases 128 to 4636 code for a protein of 1502 amino acids. Gene Ontology annotation, molecular function: 1-phosphatidylinositol-3-kinase activity; phosphatidylinositol binding; 1-phosphatidylinositol-4-phosphate 3-kinase activity. The record is from RefSeq and is a predicted model, not a curated record.
CUGGUGGGCACUCUCUCUGCAUUUCUGGUAGUUGAAGAAAAUACUGGGAAAAUUUUAUCCUCUUUCACUUUUUCAUCAAAGAGGUAUUUGGAGCUGAGUCAUUCCUCCCAGUGACUCAAAAUUAAGAAUGGCAUAUAGUCGUCGAGCAGACCCAAAUCCCAGUGACCCACAACAAGGUCAACAUGAUCCUGAAGGAUUUCACCCUGCAAAUCAACGCCUUCCUUCCGGCCAAGUCAGACUGGGUUUUGAUCAGCUCAUGGAAGAGAUUAGCAGUAAAAUUCCACUCUAUCACAGUGAAAUACAAGAAAACACCUUUGUGCCAGAUACACCAGGCUUGGACUCAAAAUGGUAUUCAUUAGAUGGAAUGAGCCAAAGACACCAGAAAGAAUUCACUUCUAAGAGCUCUAACCUCUCCCAGCAUCAGUCUGAGAAGAUGACAGUUAUUGGUUUUAGUCCUGCUGUAUUAUCUCUGCAUCAAAUCCCGGAUGAGGAAAGCCCCUGGGAAAACCCCACAGGACAAUGUCGCAGGGCUCGGGAGUCCAGAUUCAAGGCUUCAGCUCCAUCAUCCACUAGCUUGGAGAAAAGGAGUCUACAAAGAGAGUGGGGAGAUGAGCAUUACUCCUGCCACAUAGGAUUUGAAGGCAACCUUCCUUCCCGGUACCCGUCCUUCCCAACCAACUGCGCACCCAACAAAGAGAAAAGAGGUGAAAAUGUGCACAGCUCAGAACCUUCUCUAAUGUUCUUUAAAGACUCUCUUCUUCCCAGGACACGGGAAAGCACAUCUCUGGAAAAUAGAGAGCCAGUUGAUUGUCACAUUCAAAUAGUUGAAGUCCCCCAAGGAAGCAAUAUGAACCUGGCCUCAUUUUGUGACAAAGUAAAAAAAAUAAGAGAAACAUACCAUGUGGCCAACGCAACUUCCAGUUCCGGAAUUAUCUGGAGCAUCACCACGGCUUUUCCGUUUCAGCUCUUUGCUAACACCAAGUUCAAUAUAAGGAUUUUCACUGAUAACUCAGCUCAGUGCCUCCAUCUUACACCAUAUGCAAAUUAUCUUGUCAAAGACCUAAUUGCUGAAAUUCUGCAUUUAUGUGCAAACGACCAGCUUUCCCCCAAAGAGUAUCUUCUAAGUCUGUGUGGUUCUGAAGAAUUUUUGCAGUUUGAUCACUGUUUAGGAAGUCACAAAAUGUUUCAGAAAGAUAAAUCUGUUAUUCAACUUCGUCUUCAGAAAAAGAGGGACUCUCCAGGAAAGUUAUCCCGAAAGUGUGGAGAGGACCACGGUCAGUUUCAUCUGAACCAACUUCUAAAAUCUGCACAUAUUUGGAAAGUAUCCAGACAAUGCCUUUCAACAGUAAUCCAAAAAUAUGACUUCCACGUGAAAGACCUGCUGAAAACCCAGGAAGAUUUAGACAAGAAAGGUUCGUCAUCAACUUUUCCCAGUGCUUCAAAUGCUUUUCAGCCAUAUGUGAGUAAUAUUAUCAGAGAAGUUAAAAAUGUAUGCAGCGUUCUGGGGUGUGUUGAAACCAAACAAAUUACAGAUGCCAUAAAUGAACUAAAUCUAAUUCUUCAGAGAAAAACAGAGAAUUUUCAUCAAAAAUCAGAGACUUCAGAAAAAGGCUUUGUAGAAAAAGUGAUAACUGAACUUUCGAAGUCGUUGUACCAGCUGGUUGAUGUCUACUGGGGCAGCUUUUGUACAGAUUUCCAGCCUGUGUGUUCACCUAGAGGCACGUCCUCUGUCCACAGCGGGCUCCAUUCCCACCUGAGCUUCACAGUGUGUGCCCUGCACAGUGUUCCAGAGAACUGGGCACACAGAGCAUUUUCCUUCUCGUGCUGGCUUACGUACGCUGGAAAGAAGUUGUGCCACGUGAGGAACUGCAGAGCCAUGCCAGUCAAAAAAUCAUUCUUUUCUUUGAUCAACUGGAAUGAAACAAUCAACUUCCCUCUUGAAACCAAGUCACUGCCACGAGAAUCCAUGCUCACUAUUAAGCUGUUUGGGAUUGAGCAUGCCACACACAGUGCCAGUCUGCUGGCCUGGACCUGCCUUCCACUGUUUCCAAAGGAAAAACCCAUUCUUGGGUCUAUGCUAUUUAGCAUGACAUUGCAGAGUGAGCCUCCCAUAGAAAUGAUAGCUCCAGGAGUGUGGGAUGGAAGUCAGCCAACACAGCUGACCCUGCAGAUUGAUUUCCCAGCUACUGGAUGGGAUUAUGUGAAACCUGAUUCUGAAGAGACCAGAACUAAUCUUGAAGAACCACCUAAGGAAUGCCUGAAGCACAUCACCAGACUGUCACAGAAGCAAUCUCCCUUACUACUUUCUGAGGAGAAAAGAAGAUACUUGUGGUUUUAUCGUUUCUACUGCAAUAGUGAGAACAGCUCCCUUCCUUUGGUCCUGGGUAGUGCCCCUGGAUGGGAUGAAGGAACAGUUUCCGAAAUGCACGCCAUCUUAAGAAGGUGGAGCUUUUCACACCCCUUGGAAGCUCUUGGUCUUUUGACUUCCAGUUUUCCAGACCAAGAAAUUCGUGAAGUGGCCGUCCAACAAUUAGACAAUGUCUCAAAUGAUGAAAUCCUGGAAUUUCUCCCACAGCUAGUUCAGGCUGUCAAGUUCGAAUGGAGCCUGGAAAGUCCCUUGGUGGAACUCUUGCUUCACCGCUCCUUGCAAAGCAUCCGGGUGGCCCACCGGCUGUACUGGCUGCUACAAGAUGCACAAGGGGAAGCUUGUUUUAAAAGCUGGUAUCAGAAGCUGUUGGCUGCUCUCCAGUUCUGUGCAGGAGAAGCCUUGACUGAUGAGUUUUCCAAGGAGAUGAAACUUGUCCAACUUCUGGGCAAUAUUGGGGAGAAAGUCAAGUCGGCCAGUGACCCUCAAAGACAGGAUGUUCUAAAGAAAGAGAUCGGCAGACUAGAAGAAUUCUUUCAAGAGAGAAAUACUUGCCAUCUUCCCUUGAACCCCGCUCUGUGCAUAAAGGGAAUUGAUCGCGAUGCCUGCUCAUACUUCACAUCCAACGCUUUGCCCUUGAAGAUUACUUUCACCAAUGCUAAUCUAAUGGGCAAGAACAUCAGCGUCAUUUUUAAGGCUGGAGAUGACCUUCGUCAAGAUAUGCUUGUUCUGCAGAUUGUUCAAGUGAUGGACAACAUUUGGCUGCAGGAGGGUCUAGAUAUGCAAAUGAUCAUUUAUAGCUGUCUAUCCACAGGAAAAGCCCAAGGAUUGAUAGAGAUGGUACCCGAUGCUAUAACCCUUGCAAAGAUCCAUCUGCACUCGGGGCUGAUAGGACCACUGAAAGAAAACACCAUCAAGAAGUGGUUCAGUCAGCACAACCACUUAAAGGAAGAUUAUGAAAAGGCCUUGAAGAACUUUUUCUACUCCUGUGCUGGCUGGUGCGUGGUAACGUUUAUCCUGGGAGUUUGUGACCGACAUAAUGACAACAUCAUGCUGACAAAGUCAGGCCACAUGUUUCAUAUUGACUUUGGAAAGUUCUUGGGUCAUGCACAAACAUUUGGUGGUAUAAAAAGGGACCGAGCCCCUUUCAUUUUUACUUCAGAGAUGGAGUACUUUAUUACAGAUGGUGGAAAAAAUACACAGCAUUUCCAAGACUUUGUGGAACUUUGUUGCAGAGCUUAUAAUAUUAUCAGAAAACACAGCCAGCUCCUCUUGAACCUGCUGGAAAUGAUGCUAUAUGCUGGAUUGCCUGAGCUAAGUGGAAUCGAAGACCUGAAAUAUGUAUACAACAAUCUCCGUCCACAGGACACAGACCUUGAAGCCACAAGCCAUUUUACCAAGAAAAUAAAAGAAAGUCUGGAGUGUUUCCCUGUUAAAUUGAAUAACCUGAUCCACACACUUGCACAAAUGUCAACCUUAAGCCCUGCCAAAUCUGCCCCUCAGACUCUUCCCCAGGAAUCCUGCCUCCUACAUAAAACUAGGACCAUUCAGAGUGCUACAAUUUUAGGGUUCGGCAAGGCACGAAGCAACAUGUACUUGAUCCAGGUGAUACACAGCAACAACAGGACAACCCUGACAGAAAGGUCCUUCGAGCAGUUUUCUAAACUGCACAACCAACUUCAGAAGCAGUUUGCGUCGCUGACUCUACCAGAAUUCCCUCACUGGUGGCACUUACCUUUUACGAACUCGGAUCAUAAGCGAUUCAGAGAUCUAAAUCGUUACAUGGAACAGUUGCUAACUGGAUCUUAUGAAGUCGCAGAGAGUGAUUGUGCACUUAGUUUUUUUCUCUCAGAUCCUGUACAAACAACAACUGAAGACUCUCCACUCGUGAACCCGGGUGAGAAGUUUCCAGACAAGAGCCCUAAGGUGCAGUUACUGAUGACAUACGAGGAUGCGAAGCUCACCAUCCUAGUGAAACACAUGAAAAACAUCUAUCUCCCAGAUGGCUCUGCGCCCAGUGCUCAUGUUGAAUUUUAUCUUCUGCCAUAUCCCAGUGAAGUUCGUAGGAGGAAAACAAAGUCUGUUUCAAAAUGUACCGACCCCACUUACAAUGAAAUUGUGGUGUAUGAUGAAGUCCUGGAUCUCCAAGGACAUGUCUUAAUGCUUAUUGUGAAGAGCAAAACUAUAUUUGUGGGAGCAAUUAACAUCCAUCUCUGCAGUGUUCCGCUCAAUGAAGAAAAGUGGUACCCACUAGGAAACAGCAUCGUCUGACCACUGCUAUGCACUUAUGCAUUAUUCAUUAAGUACUUGGGUCUUUUUUUCUCUUCUAAGUCCCACUGUCACAUAAGCAAGACAUCUUUGUUGAGAAAGAUCACUUAGGAAUAUUAACGACAUGAGAAAUUCAGACAGAAUCAGUGUUUUGUAGUUAUUUAUUCUCUAGGCUGUCCUUGUUUCUUAGAACCUUUUCUCUUUAGAGUAUCUGUAUGAAAUUCAAUAUGCAAAAUAAUGAAAGAACAAGUAAUUUCAAUAUGCCUUUUGAAUCAAACUUACAUUCACAUCUUGGCUUAAUUGCCUGUACUUAAUAAGCAUACCUUCAGUGAGUUUUCCAAAGAAUGGCAAACAAGGAAAGCUUGUCAAUGAAUUGAAAAGAUAAGUCCAUCUGUAACAGGUUUUCAGAUUUAAACACAUGCUCAAUCUACUUAUCUACUCAUGAUCAUUUUUAUUGAGAGAUCUGGAAUGCUCCAGCAAAGUACCAUAAUCUUUUAAAUAACCAAGAUUUUUUGUUAUUAAUUAGAUUUGUUGUUUGAUAAUUCCAUACAUAUGCAUAAUGCACUUUUGUUAUUCUAACCCACCACCCUCUCUUAUUUCCCUCCCUCUCCUAUCAACCCUCCCUCUUUCCUACAAAUCCCUUUCUCAUAGUCCUGUGGGAAUUUUUUUUUUAGAUGGAGCUUUGUAUGUAGCCCUGACUUGCCCAGAAUAUGCUAUGUGGACCAAGCUGGUCUCAAACUAGAGUGGUCCUCCUUCCUCUGCAUCUUAAGUGUGGGGAUUACGACUCACUGAACCUGUUCAUAAAUUCUUAAAUUUGAUUCUUAGAAGAAGCUCCUUUGUACAGCAAUUUCUAACUCUUUUGAUGACAAUUAACUGAUUUUCAUUGUCUCUUUCCCAUAAUGAUCACAUUUUAAACCUCAUUAUCCCCAGUCUCCAAAACCUCAAACUUUGGGGGGACCUCUGAUCAAAACCUUUUUUGUCUGUUAAGUAUUUCCAUUAUACUUGAACUCACGUUCAUCAUUCUCACUGUGACCUGAGUAGAAGAUCCUACAGAUUUAUACCUGCCUAGAAGGUAAAUCCAAGUCAAAAUGCAACAUCCUUCAAGAGAGUCAACUGGAGACUUUUUUAAAAAGUAUAAAAUCUGCCGUCUAAGCUGUCGUUGUUUUUGUUUCUUUAAUUCUCUUCACUUGGUGUUUUGCUGUGUGUGACUAAAUGAAGCCAUUUAAGCUGGUUUUUUUUUUUUUUGGUCAUUUACAUAAUCAUAUAACAUAUGAAAGUCUGUACAUUAGUCAUUGAAAACUGGAGUGCCUUUUAACGGCCAAUGGGGUCUCCUCUGAAAUGCAUGAAGGUUCUAGCCCAGAAAGCCGUUGCUCUGUAUAAUCCUACACCUUUCGCUGUCUUCUCUACAGCCAAGGGUGAUUCAUUCUCUGCUGAAACCUCAGUGCAGUCUUCCCUUAUCCUCACUUACAAUGAUGACUUCGUUUCCUAGAGUCCAUCAAAGGAAACUUCCAACGUCUUCCAUUGCUACUGUACCUACUGUGUGAACCACUUCCAUGCUUCACCCGGACAAGAGCGGCAGGUGCUCCUCCCGAAACCAGUCACCACCUGUGCAUGUCACAGUUUCAUUACCCUACAUCACCUUCCAAAUGCUGAUCUGAUACUCUGUUCCUCUUCGUAGUAAAACUCAUUAAAAGGGUUGCCUCUACUGUUA